Messenger RNA from Aspergillus thermomutatus, 2265 nucleotides. Its product is annotated as fungal specific transcription factor domain-containing protein. The record is from RefSeq and is a predicted model, not a curated record. The transcript has 3 exons. Gene Ontology annotation, molecular function: DNA binding; zinc ion binding. The coding region runs from base 1 to 2265 and encodes 754 amino acids. Gene Ontology annotation, biological process: DNA-templated transcription. Lineage: Eukaryota; Fungi; Ascomycota; Eurotiomycetes; Eurotiales; Aspergillaceae.
AUGGACAGAAUUCCCGACUGCGGAGCUAGUGGCUUGAUUCCUUCAGCUAUCGAGCGAAGCGUGAACGAUUCACGAUCCUUCUUUCCACCAUGGGCAAUUCCUUCGAGGGCGCAGAGUGACGUUGGGUCUCCGACUGAAAGACUCGAGAAUCUACGCCAACAACUUGCCACAAUGCUGCCUUGCCAGAGAGAUGUGGAUUGCCUACUUUCAUCAAGUCACGGAUGGUGGCUUGUUCAGCAACAUAUGAUGGCGCAUCUACCAGACUCAGUUGACAACGACGCUCACAUGGUUUUCAAUGUCAGCGCUAUCUCAAAGAAACAUCCCAUCAUGAUCGCGAGACUACUUUUUUGUGUUGCAAUCUGCAUUCAGCAGCUCCCACCUGACAUGGAUAUGCAAACAAUCCAGACUACAACAUCACUCCGAGAAAUGAUGAGCAGUAUCAUUGAGUUCCUAAACCAAAAAGUCACCUCUGAUGAUGAGAUGAUUGGAAAUUUUGAAGGGGUCGAAUGUCUGGCCCUCCAGGGAAUAUACGAGGUUAAUGCGGGCAACCUUCGGAGAUCAUGGCUUUGCUAUCGAAAGGCCAUCACGAUAGCUCAACUACUGGGUCUACACCGAAUGUAUGUUCAAACAGACUGGAAAAGCCAGGAGCUGGCUUUGGCUAGGCGACGUCAUUUAUGGUGUCAAGUCUCGAGAGGAGAACGUUACCUGUCCGUCAUACUCGGCGUACCGUCGGCAACGGGCCCGGGAGCUCUCCCUUUCGACGACGACGCUGCGUGGCUUUCUCCAGAAGACAUUUACCACAAGCAUUUAUAUCACAUAGCCGGUCUCAUACUCGCGCGCAACCAAGAAACUUCUACUCAUUCCUUUUCAACCACUCAGAGAAUUGGUGAACAACUUGAUUCACUAGCAGAGCAAAUGCCGUCACCCUGGUGGGAAGUCCCUACCAACAUCCUCAAUAACCGCACAAAGGAGGCUUCUGUUCAAUUCGAGCGAGUCAUGUGCCAAAUAUGGCAUUUCGAGCUAGCAGUACUACUGCACCUACCCUUCAUGCUACUUGGGGCGACUGAUCGUCGAUACGAAUAUUCGCGUACCUCUUGUUUGGAUGCUAGCCGAAACUUGAUUAAGAGAUGGCUCGCCAUUCGUGCGAGCCAGAGGAAUUUCUACUUUUCAAAUCUGCUCGAAUUCGAGGUGUUCACGGCGGCAACCACUCUCCUGUUAGGAUUGCUGGGCCCGCAUAGGAGCACGGACCCUGACGCCCUACAAGUUAGAACGGAUGAUGCUGAGCUUGUAGAGACGGUUGUUCAGAAUUUUGAAAGACUCAAGCAACAUGGCUCAGGAAUGUCGGUUGGAGAUCAGAGUAUUUCGGUCAUACGUACACUCCAAAGCUUCCUCCAGGGACGGCACAUCUCUGGGAACUUGCGCCUUGAGAUUCCAUUCUUUGGGACUAUCAAAAUUGCACGUAGCGGUGCCGUGGAAGCGCUGGAAGGGGAGAGAGUUUUGGGGGCAAAUGCGCCCCGAAACAUUUUGUUCCAUCGACCUACCCAAUUGGCUACGUCUCCUUCCGUUACUGGACCGGAACCUUCUGUCGGACGACAGGAGCCGCAGGCAAAGGUGGUGAAUACAGGGAGCUACGCUGGCAAGGAAAUGGGGAGUCAGGAUACCGCCUUGCGGUUUUCUGAUGGUCAUCUUCAGUUUUCCGAGACCUCAGACAUCCCGGGAAUUCUUGACGGCAAACCUCCUUCCUACGUACGGUUGACCAGAUCAACCAAACAUUUCCAACUGGAGCACAUACCACCCAACAAUCGUUCCUCUCGUACCCAGUACCAAAAGAAGAUCAUGGCCCUCAAGACAGACACUGCCAGUAUCCUCGCCGCCGCCGAGACUCAUAUUCUCUCUUAUUGCGCCGACCUCACUUCGCCCAUCUUCAAAACCUCAUCCGAGCGCGCUGCUAAAAUGGCCACCUACUAUCUACCAACCAUCUCUUUCUUCACUGAAGGAACCAUCACUCAACUAUCCGAUCGAUCGCUCUACGUGCAACUGAUUGCAGGUCCAUUGGACAAGUUGGGCGGCCUUCCUGAAGUGAAAGGCCACAAAGUCGAGGCGGUUGGCGAAAACAGCGCGAUUAUAUGGCUCGUGUUGGAGGUGAAGGGAAUUGAGAUUUCGAACGUCUAUUUCUUCCGGAAAAUGGAGGAUGGAGCCGAAGGGUUCGAGGGAGGUAUCUUUGAUGGGGAAAUUUGGAUGUUGAAGCAACUGGCGAAGGAGUAA